AUGUCUUCCAGAGUUACACGCUCCUCUGCGCGCAACGCAGCGAGUCAAGGAGCAUUGCAGGGAGACCUUAACUCUCCCCAAGCUUCUGUUGGACAUUCGCCUGCAACCGCCGGAAAUAACACAAAUACGAACCAAUCCGCUCAAUCUUCAUCGAGACCGACAUCCUCGCGAAAGAGAAAGCCAACAUCGGGUGAGAAUAGCUCGCCGACCCAACCUACACCGAGCGAGCCAGCUGUAUCAGCUCGUCGAUCUAAGAGGCAGAAAGUUUCAGAGCAAGCCCCACAACCUCCGGCUGUACCUACACCUGUUCCUGCUGCUACACGUAAGCGGAAAGGAAAGAAUACGGCUUCUAUGUCUAGUCCAGCAGGUUCUGACCCACCCCCACCCGCCAGGAUGCAGGACUCUACCAAUUUAACUUCAGCCUCAUCAAGCCGCAAGUCGAGUCGCAACAAGAAGAAUAGCCAGGUAGCUCAAGAAUCUCCUGCGACAGGUGCUUCUAGCUCUACGCGCCGCUCGAAGCGAACAUCUAGCAACCAUCCACCUCCUCCUGACCAAGAUACUACUAUGACGGGUACUAAGGAUCAUGAGGAAGAGGAGGAAGCGCCCCCCCCCGCCGCCACCUCCGCCCGCGCAUGA
Daldinia childiae is the source of this 636-nucleotide messenger RNA. RefSeq names its product putative HECT-domain-containing protein. NCBI's taxonomy places the organism in Eukaryota, Fungi, Ascomycota, Sordariomycetes, Xylariales, Hypoxylaceae. The coding region runs from base 1 to 636 and encodes 211 amino acids. The transcript is spliced from 3 exons. The record is from RefSeq and is a predicted model, not a curated record.